AUGAAUCGCAUGACAUAUGAGAUUGAUAGAAGAUGUGUAGACAAACUCCACAUGGAUUUACAUACAUUCUCCAAGUUAUGCUCUAUGCUAAGAGCCACUGGUAGACUCCAUGAUACAAGGAAUGUUUCUGUAGAUGAAAUGGUAGCUGUCUUUUUGAAUGUAUUGGCGCAUCACAAGAAGAACAGAGUCAUACAAAAUGAUUUUUACCGUUCUGGAGAAACCAUUAGUAGAUAUUUUAAUGCAGUUUUAGGGGCAGUUUUAUGUCUACAAAAUGAGUUGUUAAAAACACCAGAACCGGUGCAUGAGAACUCUACAGAUGAGAGGUGGAAAUGGUUUAAGAAUUGUCUUGGAGCACUAGAUGUGACAUAUAUUAGAUUACAUAUGCCAGAAGCUGACAAGCCUAUGUACCGAACUAGGAAGAAUGAGAUUGCUACAAAUGUCUUGGGAGUAUGCUCCCAAGAUAUGCAAUUCAUAUAUGUAUUACUUGGUUGGGAGGGUUCUGCUGCAGAUUCCCGAAUACUUCGUGAUGCAAUUAGUAGAAGACAUGAGUUAAGGGUCUCUCGUGAAAAUUAUUACCUUGUUGAUGCUGGAUAUCCAAAUGGAGAAGGAUUUCUUGCCCCGUACAGAGGGCAGCAAUAUCAUUUAAAUGAUUGGAGAGAUGGAUAUCAACCUACCACUCCUAAAGAAUUUUUUAACAUGAAGCAUUCUUUGGCUAGGAAUGUAAUAGAGAGGUGUUUUGGAUUAUUUAAGUCAUGUUAG
Messenger RNA from Prunus armeniaca (apricot), 759 nucleotides. NCBI's taxonomy places the organism in Eukaryota, Viridiplantae, Streptophyta, Magnoliopsida, Rosales, Rosaceae. The record is from the annotation of a GenBank genome assembly.